Molecule: messenger RNA, 780 nt
Organism: Aspergillus niger
Lineage: Eukaryota; Fungi; Ascomycota; Eurotiomycetes; Eurotiales; Aspergillaceae
Exons: 2
Coding region: 1-780 (259 amino acids)
Biological process (GO): tRNA splicing, via endonucleolytic cleavage and ligation; tRNA-type intron splice site recognition and cleavage
Cellular component (GO): tRNA-intron endonuclease complex
Source: RefSeq, a predicted model, not a curated record
AUGACUUCCACAAUCCCACCAGCACCACCAUCCCAACAACAACCACUCAAUCCAACAACGACUGAAACAACAACACCCCUUCCCCCCUCCGCCCUCACAACCCUCCUCUCCACCACAACCACAACACCACCCACCCCCCUCUCCGCAAACACAAUCCAAAUCCUCCACAACCUCCAACACCAACACCUCUGGACCUCCCUGCGCGUCCACGACCUCCACCUCCCCAGCAAAUCCACCACCGAACCUGAACAACCCCUCUACCUCAUCUCCGGCAUCCCCCCGCACCACCUCUACAUCCACCCGGACGAGCAGCUGUUUAUGCUGGAGCGCGGACUGCGCGAAGACGACGUCGAGCUCGAGCGCAUGUUCGUCCUGCCCACGGUGCAGGGCGAGUCAUGGACGCUUCGCAAGUUGGCGGGGGUGUUUGAUUCGUUGCCCGAGGGUAGCGAGGAAGUACUGGAAGGAGGGGGUGAGAAGGCGGAGAAGUUGAGGGAAUAUUAUGAGUAUCGGGGGAAGGCGAGGGCUACGAAGGAGUGGGGAUGGUGCGGUGAAGCCGAGACAGAAUUAAUAUAUGAUUGGGGAGAGGAAAUGGGGUUAUACAUGGGUUACGGGUGCGAAGAGAAGGCAUAUGCUGCUGAGCGUACAGCAAGAAGCAAGCAAUACCUUCCAAUUUCUCUCUACACCGAAGAAGAUCGAAUUAUAUACACGGAUGACAGACAGCAACAAGAGACGAACCGGACCAAGUACCUCUCAGAGGCAUUCGACGAAACGGACAGAUGA